ACGCAAGUGCCGUGCCAAAGGCCCGGUGUCCGCGCCGGGGAGUACAGCGAGCGGCGAGUGCGCCGCCAUGACACUUUCCUUUUUACGCUACGAACGCAUCGCUACAAGACGUCGUGUCGCCACAUUUAUACACAAUUUUGUAAAUCCAUUUAUUGAAUCCUAAAAUACAAGUUUUAACAAGAAUACCUGUGCCUCAUUGAAGAAUACUCAAGUUUCGAGCCGGAUCCUUGCCGCUUUGGGAAAUUAUUACGACAUUGCAAGACAAGGCGGAGGGUUAACGAGGAGUUCCACGGGCACAGGUUGACACGUGGCGCAUCAACGAACAAGGCGAGACUCAUCUGGUGCUAGCUGGGACACAAUUGAGAAAAUCGCUGUGCUGUUCUGCUGUAUUCAACUAAGAACCCUUGAAGAGUUUCCAAGGAUGAAUCGAGAGAAAAAAAAAGGCCAGGAAGGGUUUGCUGUGUGGUAUAAGUGAGUCCGUUCCAAUCAUUUAAAAUAGCGCUGUCAAUUAAUGCCUGGUACUGGCAAAAACCAUUUCCACUUUCUCAACAGAGAAAUAUCCACGUCCAAUAUUGCGUCAUCUAGUAUAACCUAGAUGAAUGUAAACGGUGCACAUGCACUGAUUUAAUUGUAAUAGUGUGCCGACUUAUUUCCAAGAACAUUUCAUUUCCAAAAAAUUUCACGUAGACAAUUUCCAUACAUCGCAAUCAUGUGCUAGUGAAUUUCCUUUUCAGAGGUCUGAUUUACUGUGUUGUGUCAGUUUGUGCCAAUGCAGUGCAAGCCAUUGUAAAUUUCUAACAGUUUUCAACAUUCCAGCGGAUCGGAGGGCGGUCAAGUCCACAGCGCGCGGCCUACGUGACUCGCGACGCACGCGUCAUACAUACCCACCCUCUCUGCUUCGCACAGUUUCUGCCGCUGCUUGCCUGCAAACAUUUUCUUGCCUGCUAUAUCAAAAAUUUAAGUAUUGCACAACAUUAUUCUUUCACUAUACUCAAUUCAUCGCGGGUUAUGAUCAUUUGCUUUCAGCUGGGCUGUUUGAGACUGGUUUCAUUGCACUUAUUGACUUGUUUGCACAAUGGAUCUUAAAUCGUUAAAGAAAACCAGAGCUAGUCAUAAAGCAAAGCUUACCAUAUUUAAAUCAUACAUAGAAUCAUUUUUGCCUAAUAAACUUAUAAAUAAAGUACAAGUUCUCGAAACAACAGCUCGUCUAAACAAAAUAAUGGAAUUAUACAGUGAGUUUGAUGCUAUUCAAACGGACAUUGAAAGUCUUGUGGAAAUUCCAGGUGAAGAGCACAAGGAACGGGAGAUAUUUGAAACAAGCUACUUCGGCUGCGUGGCUGUUGCACAGGAGCUGUUGAGUGCUGCCUCUGCAGAGCAGGAGACCGGAUCGGUGACGGGUUCUAGUGACAGCGCUGGAAAGCCGGGUGGGCCAAACAUUAAAUUACCUACUAUCAAAUUGCCGAUCUUCUCUGGACGCUAUCAGGAGUGGCUAGAAUUCCACGACACUUACAAAUCACUUAUACACGACAACACAACUAUACCCAAAAUUCAUAAAUUUCAUUAUUUGCGAAAUUCAUUAAAGGAUAAUGCAGCUUUAAUUAUUAAAUCAUUAGAAUUCUCUGCGGAUAACUAUGAUGUUGCAUGGAAUUUACUAUGCAAUAGAUAUCACAACGAUCGAAUUUUAAUUAACAAUCACAUACAAGAAUUAUUUAAUAUACAACCAGUAGUUGAAGAAUCUUCAAGGGCCUUAAGAAACACAAUAGAUUCAGUCAAUAAAAACUUGAGGGCUUUAAAAACAUUAAAGUUACCUACUGAACAUUGGGACAUGAUUAUUAUACACAUGGUGACUAGUAAGUUAGAUCCAUCUACAAUACGUGAUUGGGAAAAGGAACGUAACAACAUUACACACCUACCCACUUUACAUGAUUUCAAUACAUUUCUAAAAAAUCGUGCUGACAUACUAGAAACCGUGGAAGAAUCAACUACACACAAAAAACAGCAACAGACACAGCGUAGACAAGGCGAUAUCACUCACAAUCGUCCUAAGACAUUCCUAGUUAGCCAAACACAAAGGCAAGCGCACUUUAAGUGUCCUGUGUGCAAGGGUCAUCACACUAUUUACCAAUGUACAAAGUUCAAAUCAAUGCCGAUUGAGACACGCAUUGAACAAGUCAAACAAUUAAAUUUAUGCACAAAUUGCUUGCGUUCAGGACAUGAUGAGCAGCGUUGUAAGCUUAGUUCCUGCAGGCUCUGUACGCAGCGUCAUAACACAAUGUUACACAAUAAUACUACUGUUCCUACGGCUUCAACUUCAUCAGAAGGUUGUGUAGUUUUACCCACAGUACAGGAACAAACACAAACACAAUCAAGCAGUGUCACACUCUCAUCAAUACACCACUGUCAAAAUUGCAGAUCCGAAAUAAAUGGCGCACAGAUAAGGGACAACCGCAGCCAGGAGAUAUGGUCCUCAUCAAGGACGACCGCCUGCCUCCCAACAGAUGGCUGCUGGGCCGUGUCACCACCGUCUACCCUGGCGCUGAUGGUGUCAACCGGGUGGCAGAUGUAGCAACAACUUCAGGAACUUUACGCAGAGCUUGGAAUAGACUCUGCCCACUACCAAUUACGUUGGACCAGGAUGCUGCUCCUGCUCCAAGGGGGCCAGCUUGUUAACGCAAGUGCCGUGCCAAAGGCCCGGUGUCCGCGCCGGGGAGUACAGCGAGCGGCGAGUGCGCCGCCAUGACACUUUCCUUUUUACGCUACGAACGCAUCGCUACAAGACGUCGUGUCGCCACAUUUAUACACAAUUUUGUAAAUCCAUUUAUUGAAUCCUAUAAUACAAGUUUUAACAAGAAUACCUGUGCCUCAUU
Molecule: messenger RNA, 2867 nt
Organism: Helicoverpa armigera (cotton bollworm)
Lineage: Eukaryota; Metazoa; Arthropoda; Insecta; Lepidoptera; Noctuidae
Exons: 2
Coding region: 1076-2566 (496 amino acids)
Source: RefSeq, a predicted model, not a curated record